Molecule: messenger RNA, 990 nt
Organism: Sclerotinia sclerotiorum 1980 UF-70
Lineage: Eukaryota; Fungi; Ascomycota; Leotiomycetes; Helotiales; Sclerotiniaceae
Exons: 3
Coding region: 1-990 (329 amino acids)
Biological process (GO): RNA processing
Molecular function (GO): ribonuclease III activity
Source: RefSeq, a predicted model, not a curated record
AUGGAAAAACCCAUCAAUACCGGGAUUCACCAACCCGAAGAAUGGGAAGAUUAUAAAGAGAAUACGGGGGUAAUUAAUCCCUUUCACGAUGUCGAUCAGGAAGAUACUUUAUUUCAUCGCUGCGCUUCCUCAGCUAGUAUUACUACACCAUUACCUCGUAGUAUUGGUAGCUCAAAUUACUCCACUACAUCUCUCUCUAGUCCUAGUCCCAAUUUCCCCAUAAACUCCCACCUAAACCAAACAAACUCUCACCUCCCUUCCCCCUCCCCAACCCCAACCCCAUCCUACAAAUUGCACGACCCACUCCUUACCACCAUUUCCCCCUCCCACUCCAUCACCUCCCCCACCCAACCAAAAACAAAAACAAACCCAAACCCAAAUUCAAACCCCAAAACCACCCGCAUCCCCCGCCUCCCCUCCCGCGGCAUACCCCACAUCAACCCCUCCACCCAAAAGAACUGGCAACCAAUCCUGCAAUCCUAUCUCUCCUACUCCUUCCUCAACCCUGAUAUCCUCGAAGAAGCGCUCGAGACGCCCAAAAACGGUGUUACGAGUGUAGGGACAACAAGACGGAUAUGUAUGGAUGGAAAUGCGGGGAUGGCGAAAUUAGGAGAGAUGGUUAUGCGGUUGGUUUUGAGGGAGCAGUUUUAUUUGUUUAGUAUUCCUCAUGCACAAGCGGCUCAAAUAACAAAUCGUGUUCUUUCUCGUCAUUCACUCAAUGCCUAUCCUACUAUAGCAUCAUGUAUUCGUCCUCAGCCCUACAUUCCGGUAUCUUUUCGCAACAUCAUAGAGCUUGUCAAAGAAGACACGCGCGAAGAUAGUACGCGUGCUAUUAGUAGGGCAGUUAAGGCUGUUAUUGGGGCCGUGUAUUUAGAUGGUGGGAUUGAAAAUGCAAAGAAGGUGAUGGAGAAUUUGCAGAUGGGGAUUAAGUUACCACCGGGAAGUAGGGACGAGGCCGCCGCAAUCGCAAUGUCUUACACGACUACCUAA